Messenger RNA from Malassezia vespertilionis, 597 nucleotides. RefSeq lists its product as uncharacterized. The coding region runs from base 1 to 597 and encodes 198 amino acids. The record is from RefSeq and is a predicted model, not a curated record. The transcript has a single exon. Gene Ontology annotation, cellular component: mitochondrion. Lineage: Eukaryota; Fungi; Basidiomycota; Malasseziomycetes; Malasseziales; Malasseziaceae. Gene Ontology annotation, biological process: intrinsic apoptotic signaling pathway.
AUGCUGCGAAGCUUGGUGCGCUGCGCACAGCGUGCCAAGGCGCACUUGCCGACGGAUAAGAAAGGACGCUGGGCGGCGCCGCCCAUGUUUGUGGGGCACCCGGAUCCUGUAUCCAACCUGCGGCCGGUCGUCUACGGCGCGACCGAAGAGAGCCGCGCCGCGCCAUCGAAUCCGACGCAUCCAUACUCGCUCGCGGAAUUCUCGCUGCCGUCCAAGGCGGGAAAGGGUGCACGCCAUGGACUAUUUGCGCGGCACUUGGAGCGGCUCGAGCAGCGGCUCGAGGCUGCACAGCUGCAGGCGCGCCUCCAGAGUUUCUGGCUGGAUCAGUUUAAUCAGCGGUUCUGGACGGACAACAAUGUGCGGUUCCAGCGGGCAGUGGCCGAGUACGAGUCUACUUCGAAGCUGGUCGUGGGCAAGGCACCACUGGAUGAUGUCGCGCCGUUUUACCGCGAAUGGCUCGCGGUGAAUGGCGUGCGGCUGCGCAACUACAAUCGCACGCUCUGGGUCUCGACAGCGCAUGUGGUUGCGUCGCAGCUGCUUUUUGCGCUCCUGCUGCGGUACAUGCGGUGCAUCGCAUGGAUUGCAUCGGAGCACUGA